This is a messenger RNA of Amaranthus tricolor (Joseph's coat), 1023 nucleotides long. RefSeq lists its product as uncharacterized. The record is from RefSeq and is a predicted model, not a curated record. Bases 1 to 1023 code for a protein of 340 amino acids. Lineage: Eukaryota; Viridiplantae; Streptophyta; Magnoliopsida; Caryophyllales; Amaranthaceae. The transcript has a single exon.
AUGGAUAGAGAACAAGAAGAGCUUCAAUUCUUAGGGUUCUUUGGAAUAUGCAAAGAAUCCAUCAAAAUCAUAUGUACAUGGUCAAAAAUCUUCACCAAACUUACCCUUACCUUAAUUAUCCCCCUUUCUAUCAUCUUCCUUGCUAAUGAUGGCUUUUCCACCUUCAUUUCUAGCAAAAUCAUCACUAAUGCCAAUACCUUAGAUUAUAUCCCUCCCGGAACACCUACUUAUAACAAGAUUUCUAACCUAAUAACCUCAGAAUGGAUCACUUUUUGGAUCAUAAAACUCGUUUAUUUCAUAUUUCUUCUUAUAUUUUCUCUCUUAUCGACUUCAGCAAUAGUCUACACAAUCGCUUGUAUAUACACAAGUAAAGAUGUCACGUUCAAAAAUGUCCUAAGUGUGGUUCCAAAGGUGUGGAAGAGACUUAUGGUAACUUUCCUAUGGAAUUUUGGCAUAAUGUUUGCUUAUAAUAUUAUUUGGUUUUUCAUUUCAUUAAUCAUCAUACUCAUAUGGCUUAUGUUUAUUAAUCCUAAUAGUAAUGAAUUAUUAGGGUUAAACAUAGUUUUUCCUAUAACAUUUGUGAUAUACCUUCUAGGGUUUGCUUAUAUAAAUGUAAUAUGGCAAUUAGCUUGUGUUAUUUCUGUUUUGGAAGACAUUUAUGGAGUUCAAGCCAUGAUGAAAAGUAAAGAUUUGAUCAAGGGCAAAAUGGGAAUUUCAUGUUUAGUGUUCCUGGUAUUCACAAUUAAUUUGGUGGGUAUUGAAUUUUUGUUUGAACAAAUAGAAGUGAUUGAUUGGAGAAUUGGAUUUGUGGGAAAAUUUGGGUAUGGAAUUCUAUGUUUGGUGUUGUUGACUUUGCUAUUUUUGUUUGGACUUGUUGUUCAAACUGUGAUAUAUUUUGUUUGCAAGUCAUAUCACCAUGAAAAUAUUGAUAAAUCUUCUUUGGCUCAUCAUCUUGAAGGUUAUCUAGGGGAAUAUGUUCCUUUGAAUUCUAAAAACAUACAAAUGGAGGAAUUUGAUGUUUGA